Varanus komodoensis (Komodo dragon) is the source of this 2214-nucleotide messenger RNA. RefSeq names its product matrilin 4 (gene MATN4). The transcript is spliced from 7 exons. Bases 16 to 1479 code for a protein of 487 amino acids. The record is from RefSeq and is a predicted model, not a curated record. Gene Ontology annotation, molecular function: calcium ion binding. NCBI's taxonomy places the organism in Eukaryota, Metazoa, Chordata, Lepidosauria, Squamata, Varanidae.
UUUGAGUUUGAGACCAUGCGGCGCUUCAUGAUCGACAUCAUUCACAAUCUGGACGUAGGGUUUAAUGCCACACGGGUGGGCGUGAUCCAGUAUUCCAGUCAGGUCCAAAAUGUCUUCUCCCUCAAGUCCUUUUUCACCCGGGCUGAAAUGGAGAAGGCCAUCAACAGCAUUGUCCCCCUGGCGCAAGGCACGAUGACCGGGCUGGCCAUCCAGUACACCAUGAACGUGGCCUUCACCACGCAGGAGGGGGCGCGGCCACUGCACAAGAAGGUCCCGCGCGUGGCUGUGAUCGUCACGGAUGGACGUCCCCAGGAUCGUGUGACCGAUGUGGCAGCUCAGGCACGGGCAGCUGGCAUUGAAAUCUAUGCCGUGGGUGUGCAGCGGGCAGACAUGAGCUCCUUGCGGGCCAUGGCAUCACCCCCACUGGAGGAGCAUGUGUUCUUGGUAGAGUCCUUUGACCUCAUCCAACAGUUUGGCAAACAGUUUCAGGACAAAUUGUGUGUGAUCAAUUUCUGUAACUUUGGCAACCACAGUUGCCAGCAUGAAUGCGUUAACAUCCUGAAUGGAUUCUAUUGCCGCUGUCGUGAUGGCUACACACUGCAGGCUGAUGGCAAGGCAUGUCAAGCCAGUGAUCUCUGCAAUAGCAUUGAGCAUGGAUGCGAAUUUAAGUGUGUCAGCACUGCUGGCUCUUACCACUGUGUCUGCCCUGAGGGUCAGCAGCUUCAGGCAGAUAAGAAGACAUGUAACAAAUGCAAAGCUGGGCACAUUGACUUGGUGAUGGUGAUUGAUGGCUCCAAGAGUGUCCGGCCUCAGAACUUUGAGCUGGUGAAGCAGUUUGUGAAUCAGAUUGUGGACUUCCUGGAUGUGUCUCCACAUGGUACCCGUGUGGGGCUGGUCCAGUACUCCAGCCGUGUGCGCACAGAGUUCCCCCUCAACAAAUUCACGACAGCUGCUGAUGUCAAGAAAGCCGUGCAGAGGGUGCAGUACAUGGAGAAGGGCACCAUGACUGGACUAGCCCUCAAGCACAUGUUGGAGCACAGCUUCUCUGAGACAGAAGGUGCCCGACCUCUCUCACAAAAUGUACCUAGGAUUGGCCUGGUCUUCACUGAUGGGCGCUCUCAGGAUGACAUCUCCGAGUGGGCUAGAAGAGCAAAGGAGUCAGGGAUUACCAUGUUUGCGGUUGGCGUUGGUAAAGCUGUUGAGGAGGAACUCAGGGAAAUUGCCUCUGAGCCGGUGGAACAGCACUUCUCAUACUCAGCAGAUUUUAACACGAUGACUCAUAUUGUUGACAAUCUCAAACUCAACAUCUGUCCUGAAGAGGGCAAAGGUGAAACUGAAUUCCGUAGCCCAUGUGAAUGUGAGGCCCUUGUACAGUUCCAGUCAACCACAGUGGGUAUAUUGGAUUCCUUAACGCAAGCACUUGCCCAGAUGACUGCCCGACUUGACCAGCUGGAAAACCAGAUUGCUGGCAAAAAAUGAUCACAGGAGACAACCACCCUAUAUCUGGGGCUCAUCACUGUCAUUCCUAGACCUGUUGUAAAUGGUCAUUUGUUCUUAUAUCACAGGAUUUCAAGGGGAAGUGAAACCACCCCACUUCUUUCCUGGGGUUUAAAAAAUAAAGCAGAAACUCAUGUUGGAAUAAAUUUCCCCCCUUACCUGAGAUGGAUAUUUGAGUUAAGUUGUGACAAAUCUGGUUCAGCCCCACCAGAUGGACACUCCAGAGCAUGAACACGAAGUAAGAAAUAACAUCUUCAAGAGUUUUGGAGGUUGCUCAAAACUUGUGGAUUCUUUCAUGAGGCUUCAUGGCAAACACAAGAGCCUCUGAGAGCAAAAGUCCUGGUUAACAGACAAAGCCUCUCCCUUGCUAAAUUGUAUUUUUAGACUCAGCUGUUGGAAGGAGAGACAGCAGCAACUUCUAACAUCCUCAAACAGAAGACUCUGUUUCUGUCUUUGUUACCUUUCACUGUGAAUGCUAGUGCCUGCAGCUUCUUUGUCUAAAGCUUUCUGCUUCAGUCUCACACAAAUACCUGCUUUUUAAAAGGAAAAAUAAGUUUAAAAAUAAGUUUAAAAUUUUAACUAGAAUAAAGUGCUCCUCAAACUUGAGUUGAGACGUAUUUGAUUGGUAUACUCAGCCUCUAGUCCCAAUUUGACAGUAUUGAGGGAGAUUUUGGCAUUACUCUCUCCCUCCCUUCAGAAGAAAAAAAAAUCUAAAUA